AUGUGCCGUGCUAGCUCUGAUAAUGUAUACAGCAUCAUUCUCCUGGCCCUUGUAGACCACCGGUACCGGUUCCGGUACGUCAACGUGGGGACGCCAGGGCGGUGCCACGACGCGCAUGUCUUUCGGAGGUCGGCACUGGCCAAAAUUCUGGAAGGGCCAACGUUUACAACACCAAUGGUCACCAUCAACGGGACUGCCGUGCCGCCUCUGGUUCUCUGCGACCAAGCCUUUCCUCUGACGUGCAACAUGCUGAAGCCAUACGCACGCAAGAAUGUCGCGGGACAGUCUCCGCAGGAGAAGUUCAACCGGCAACUGUCGUCUGCACGUAGGGUCGUGGAGAACGCCUUCGGCAGGAUCAAGGCACGGUUCCGCUUCAUCAUGAAGCGGCUGGAGUGCGACGUGGACAACGCCCGCUUCGUUAUACGGGCUUGCUGCACGUUGAAUAACAUCUGCGAGCACUUCAACGACGGCGUGGAGUCCCAGUGGCUCACCGAAGUUGGCACGGAGGCCCGCCUCUACGAGCAGCCAGUCUGCAACACGGAUGCCGUGGCAGGCAAUGGUUCGAGUGUCCGGGACUCCAUUGCUGCCUACCUUCACCAGCACUAGAGUGAAGAGCGAAGCAAAGGCCCUUUCGAGUUCCACCGGAACGAAGGCCCUUUUGAGGACCAGCAGAGCAAAGACCCCUUCACCACCACAGAAGAAAAGGCCCUUUUGAGCCCCAGCAAAGGCCCUUCUCAGGGCCAAAAAAAUUUGGCUUUAGAGCUGACUUCUUUCGAUGCCUCCUCCCGUUGUCUCAAAUGAAGUUAA
Ixodes scapularis (black-legged tick) is the source of this 807-nucleotide messenger RNA. RefSeq lists its product as uncharacterized. The record is from RefSeq and is a predicted model, not a curated record. The coding region runs from base 1 to 606 and encodes 201 amino acids. The transcript is spliced from 2 exons. NCBI's taxonomy places the organism in Eukaryota, Metazoa, Arthropoda, Arachnida, Ixodida, Ixodidae.